GAUCUCUGAAGAUGGAGGUUGAAGAUGGAGCAGACCUCUGCUUUCCACAACUCCUGAACACCUCCUGCAAGAAGCCCACCUCUCCUUGGCCCGAAGCUGUGAUCCUUCAGACUUUGCUGUCCACCAUCUCUCUGCUCACUGUAGCUCUCAACCUGCUUGUCAUCAUCUCAGUCUCACACUUCAGUCAGCUCCACACUCCCACCAACAUCCUCCUCCUCUCUUUGGCUGUCUCAGACUUUCUCGUGGGCCUCCUGCUGAUGCCGGGAGAACUCAUUCGAAAAACAUCCUGCUGGUUUCUUGAUACUGCAGCCUUGCUCCCGUGAGGCCAACGUACUGUAGAGAGGCUGUGGAGUGACUGAGAUCAGAGUUGCUCUAUCCAAAGAAAUUAAUACGUUCAUGUUGUUCAAUGA
This is a messenger RNA of Sebastes umbrosus (honeycomb rockfish), 410 nucleotides long. RefSeq names its product trace amine-associated receptor 9-like. Bases 12 to 323 code for a protein of 103 amino acids. Gene Ontology annotation, cellular component: membrane. The transcript is spliced from 3 exons. Lineage: Eukaryota; Metazoa; Chordata; Actinopteri; Perciformes; Sebastidae. Gene Ontology annotation, biological process: G protein-coupled receptor signaling pathway. The record is from RefSeq and is a predicted model, not a curated record. Gene Ontology annotation, molecular function: trace-amine receptor activity.